AAUGAGCCGUUAGUGUUUCUGCUCGUCAUCUGUUUGAAAGACGGACAGACUGACGUGUCUCUUGCUCUGUCCUCCCUCCCUCCUCUUCCUCUCUCCAAACCUCUCAGAGUUUUCAAGAAGUCGAGCCCCAACUGUAAGGUGACAGUUUACCUGGGAAAGAGAGACUUUGUGGAUCACCUGGACCACGUGGACCCCGUAGAUGGAGUGAUCCUUGUUGACCCUGAGUACCUGAAGGACAGGAAAGUCUUCGUCACGCUCACCUGUGCGUUUCGAUACGGCCGUGAGGACCUGGACGUCCUGGGUCUGUCCUUCAGGAAGGAUCUCUACAUCUCCACCUUCCAGGCGUUCCCUCCGGUGCCCGAGGAGAAGAAACCCAACAGUCGUCUGCAGGAGCGUCUGCUGAAGAAACUGGGCCAGCACGCACACCCGUUCUACUUCACCAUUCCUCAGAACCUCCCGUGUUCAGUCACUUUACAGCCCGGCCCAGAGGACACUGGGAAGGCGUGCGGCGUCGACUUUGAGAUCAGAGCUUUCUGUGCCAAGUCAAUA
This is a messenger RNA of Plectropomus leopardus (leopard coralgrouper), 549 nucleotides long. NCBI's taxonomy places the organism in Eukaryota, Metazoa, Chordata, Actinopteri, Perciformes, Serranidae. The record is from RefSeq and is a predicted model, not a curated record.